AUGUUUUCAUCUAUCGCAACAGGUGUUGCCGAGAGUUGUAUUGCGGCAAAACCUGUGCAAAGGCUCAAGGAUCACGGCCAUGUUCCUCCCCAGUAUCAUCACACGAACUCCUGGAGCAUUCCCGAAACUUCAAGUCGACGAGACCAGAAGCCUUUGGUGCCCCCAACGGCUCCCAAUCACCUUAUGAUGGACGCCGCCUUCGACCCCAUUAUCCGCAAUAGCGCGCUAUGCUGUCUGUCGGAAAGCACCACUGGAGGCGGCGACAUCGAGCGCCUCCUCUACUACUGCUGUCAAUGCGGUGGUGGCCCAAAUAGCUCCCCAGGCUGUCCCUUAUGUGGUCACAAGCCCACUAUCAGCUUGGGCCUCAGCGUCUUUGUUGAUCUUUGGGAUAAAGAUGGGCUAUUAAUGAGGAACAACAAGACCAACGACAUACCGCCAGUUCUGUGGUUUGUGCCACUAGACAACACAGUAGUAAUCAGGGAUGUGCUCGAGUACAACGUUCGUGUAUAUCUUGGCCACAAUGCGACACUUCUGGGCCAAACACUUGAUGGGGCAAAGGACCUGAGUACAGACAGAUAUGGUUCUAGUAUCCGCCGUGGACGGAUAGGCCCUUUUCCGUACAUCAGCCUCGAAAAUGAUAGUCCAUCUUACAGGCCCGUCUCUGGGUUCUGGGUCAAAGCAUCAGCUGCCCCGACGCUAGACCUGGUCAAAGAUUCGCUAAGCGAUACCAAGACAUGGUAUCGGGAAUCAACACCAGAAAUCGUUGAAAUACCAAGAUUCAGAAACAUAUCGUCGCAGAUGUCGGAUUUCAUUACUAUGAGAAUCCAGGACAAAGACAUCCGCUACGACGUCCUAGUCGAAUGUCUGAAGCUGUGGUUCGGGGGUCACGAUUACUCAGUAUCCGCUAUCGCGCCUUCAAGAGAUGAGCACUACGAAAUGAAACUUCUAGAAAGAUUGCUCCCCGAGCACAUAGAGAUUCUGAAAUCUUACUCACACCAAAAGACUCAGAGUGAAAAGAAAUACUAG
This is a messenger RNA of Mytilinidion resinicola, 1026 nucleotides long. RefSeq lists its product as uncharacterized. NCBI's taxonomy places the organism in Eukaryota, Fungi, Ascomycota, Dothideomycetes, Mytilinidiales, Mytilinidiaceae. The transcript is spliced from 5 exons. Bases 1 to 1026 code for a protein of 341 amino acids. The record is from RefSeq and is a predicted model, not a curated record.